Molecule: messenger RNA, 1611 nt
Organism: Aspergillus eucalypticola CBS 122712
Lineage: Eukaryota; Fungi; Ascomycota; Eurotiomycetes; Eurotiales; Aspergillaceae
Product: anion exchange family protein
Exons: 6
Coding region: 1-1611 (536 amino acids)
Biological process (GO): monoatomic ion homeostasis; monoatomic anion transport; transmembrane transport
Cellular component (GO): plasma membrane
Molecular function (GO): solute:inorganic anion antiporter activity
Source: RefSeq, a predicted model, not a curated record
AUGCCCGACACUAAGUACCUCAGUAGGCAGAGUCCAUAUACUUACUCUUAUGACAACCGGACAGGAUGGAGACGCUUUCGUGUCCUGAAUCCAUGCAGAGGCAUGUAUCAUGAUGUGCGUCGGCGACUACCCUACUACUGGAGUGACGUCCGAGAUGCGUUCACUUAUCGAACCGUCGCAAGUACGAUUCGCAUAUACUUCAUUAAUAUUCUCCCUGCUAUCGCCUACACAUUGGAUAUGUAUCGCCGAACCGGAGAGUUCUACGGCAUCAAUGAAGCGCUGUUUUCCUCGGCACUCGCAGCUAUGGUGUUCAGCGUCCUGGGCGCACAACCACUUACUAUUGUCGGUAUCACUGGACUAAUAUCGCUGUUCAACUACACCAUAUAUGAUAUUGUAGUCAUAUACGAGCCCUCCAUAUACGCUAACUUCAUGUGCUGGACUGCUAUCUGGGCGGCGAUCUUCCAUUGGAUUGUUGCUGUGUGCAACCUCUGCGACUAUAUGCGCUAUGUGACCGACUUUUCAUCUGAGUCAUUUGGUGCAUAUGUUGGGAUUAUCUAUUGCAUAAAGGGCGUCGAAGAGCUCGUUAACGAGUUCACUGUCUACGGGCCAACCGCAGGCUUCAUGAGUUGCAUGAUUGCUAUUCUGUACUUCUUCACAAUAUACGGACUUGAGUUGCUGGGCUCAAGCACAAUCUGCCGACCAUGGUUUCGUGGACUACUGGCUGAUUAUGCUUAUGUGAUUGGAACCAUCUUCUGGGUAGGAUUCGCACAUAUCCCUGGCAACCUCAAGGAGACCGGUAUCUCAUUCGUGCCCAUAACUCGGGCAUUCUAUCCUACACAGCCGCGUGGUUGGCUGAUUCAUUUCUGGGAGUUGGAGACAAAAUGGAUAUUUGCAGCCCUACCUUUCGGAUUCUUGGUCAUGCUGCUCUUCUAUUAUGACCAUAAUGUCAGCAGCCUCGGUGCUCAAAGCAGACAAUACCCCUUAAAGAAACCAGCCGGCUUCCAUUGGGACUUCUUCCUCUUAGGCUGCACCACCUUCAUCGCCGGAAUCACCGGCAUCCCAAUGCCGAACGGCCUCGUCCCACAGGGUACUGAACUCCGCCACCCCAUCACUACCCCCACAGUCGUAAUCGAGCAACGCAUCUCCCACUUCCUCAUGGGGUUGGCCAUAAUCGGCACCAUGACAGGUCCCCUCCUGAUAGUCCUACACACCAUGCCGGCCGCCGUGUUCGCGGGUGUCUUCUUCAUAGUAGGCUGGGGCUCCAUUGAAUCAAACGGCAUGCUGCAGAAGAUCAUCUUUCUACUUCGGGAGGAUCGGUUCAUCCCGCGGAAUAAGAGAUUACCCCGUGUUCCGAAGCGGAAGAUUGUACUUUACGUGAUGUGCCAGGUUGUGGGGGUCGCUACGUGCGUGGCUAUCUCUCAGACUAUUGCGGCCAUAGGGUUCCCAAUUCUGAUUAUAGGGUUGAUUCCGUUCCGGGUGUGGGUUAUGCCGAGGUGGUUUGGAGCAGAAGAGUUGGGGGUGUUGGAUGGGUUGACGGCGGAUGGGGAGGCGGUUUUGUGCAGUUUGGGGGGUCCACCUAGGUUUCCUGGGGAGGUGGGGAGGGGUCUUUAG